Molecule: messenger RNA, 7107 nt
Organism: Seriola dumerili (greater amberjack)
Lineage: Eukaryota; Metazoa; Chordata; Actinopteri; Carangiformes; Carangidae
Gene: myo15aa
Product: myosin XVA
Cellular component (GO): cytoskeleton; myosin complex
Molecular function (GO): ATP binding; protein binding; cytoskeletal motor activity
Source: RefSeq, a predicted model, not a curated record
AUGUACUCAAUCAGAAGCCUGCCCACCAUUACUCACCGGGAGCAAAGAGAUGAAGAUGGAGUGGAGGAUAUGACACAGCUUGAGGAGAUGCAUGAAGGGACUGUUCUGCUGAACAUGAGGAAAAGGUUUGACAGAGAGCUCAUUUAUACAUACAUUGGUAGUAUUCUGGUGUCCGUGAACCCCUAUAAGAUGUAUAACAUCUAUGGCACGGACAUGGUGCUGCUGUACAAGGGUCAUGCUCUGGGAGAGAACCCUCCGCAUUUGUUUGCCAUAGCAAACACUGCUUAUUCCAAAAUGAUGGAUGCCAAACACAACCAGGUCAUAAUAAUCAGUGGGGAGAGCGGUUCAGGGAAAACCGAGGCCACCAAGCUCGUCCUUCGCUACCUAGCAGCAAUACACCACAGAUGCAAUCUUGCGCAACAGAUACUCGAGGCAGCUCCUCUGCUGGAAUCUUUUGGAAAUGCCAAAACUGUGCGGAACGAUAAUUCAAGUCGCUUCGGGAAAUACAUAGAGGUCUUUCUGGAGGAUGGUGUGAUCAGUGGUGCCAUAACCUCUCAGUAUCUGUUGGAAAAGUCCCGUAUCGUCUUCCAGGCCAAAGAUGAGAGGAACUAUCACAUCUUCUACGAGAUGCUGGCUGGUCUUCCCUCGCAGCAGAAACAGGCUUUCUAUCUCCAGGAGGCGGAGACUUACUAUUACCUGAACCAGGGAGGUGACUGUGGAAUAACUGGAAAGAAUGAUGGAGAAGACUUCCUGCGUCUGCUUGCCGCCAUGGAGAUCCUUCACUUUACCCCUGACGACCAGUCGGCCAUCUUUAGAGUUCUUUCUUCUAUACUUCACCUGGGCAAUGUCUACUUUCAGAGACAUGAGGCUGAUGGCCAGGAGGUGGCGUCAGUGGUCAGCGCUCAGGAGAUCAGAGUGGUGGCAGAGCUGCUGCAGAUCUCACCAGAAGGACUUCAGAAAGCCAUCACCUACAAAGUCACAGAGACGAUGAGGGACAAGAUCUACACUCCCCUGACUGUGGAAAGUGCUGUUGAUGCCAGAGAUGCUGUUGCCAAGAUCCUGUACUCGCUGCUCUUCCAUUGGUUAACAGAGAGGAUUAACGCUCAGGUGUACCCUCGCCAACACACACUCUCCAUCUCCAUCCUGGACAUUUACGGAUUUGAGGAUCUGGCCUUCAACAGCUUUGAGCAGCUUUGCAUUAAUUAUGCAAACGAGUACCUGCAGUUCUUCUUCAACAGGAUUGUAUUCAGGGAAGAACAGGAGGAGUACAGCAGGGAACAGAUCCCCUGGCAGGACAUCCCCUUCAGUGACAACCAGCCCUGCAUCGACCUCAUCGCCGCUAAGCCUCAUGGGAUACUGAGGAUUCUGGACGACCAGAGUUGUUUCCCGCAGGCGACGGACCACACGUUCCUCCAAAAGUGUCACUAUCACCACGGCAACAAUCCUCUGUAUCUGAAGCCAAAGAUGCCGCUCCCAGAGUUCACCAUCAAGCACUUUGCCGGCCGGGUCACCUACCAGGUUUACAAGUUCCUCGAUAAGAAUUACGACCAGGUCCGACAGGAAGUCCUGGAUCUGUUCAUCCAGAGCAAGAACAAGAUGGUGUCGAACCUCUUCCUGGUUCACGCAGAGGUCAUGGGUCAGCAGAGAGGAGGUCACAUGAGGAAGAGCAGCACAGUCACCAGAAAAUACCAAGCGCCGACCGUCAGCAACAAGUUCCAACAGUCGCUGCUGGAGUUGGUGGAGAAGAUGGAGAGGUGCAAUCCUUUUUUUGUUCGCUGCAUUAAGCCAAACAACAUGAAGCAACCAGGUGUGUUUGAGGACGACCUGGUGAGCAGUCAGCUGCGACACUCUGGCGUCCUGGAGACCAUCAGGAUCCGUAGGGAGGGGUAUCCUGUCAGGAUGCCAUUCUACGUCUUCCUGUUCAGGUAUAAGUCCCUGGUGGGGAUUCGAGAGGUUCCACCUGCGACAGGUGAGAACUGUGUGAUGAUGCUCAGUAAACUGUGUCCCCUCAGACCAGGAGCGCAUCAUGUCGGAGUCACGAAGAUAUUUCUGAAGGAGGACAUCUACCAGCUGUUGGAGUGUAAACGGGAGCGCUCCCGUCACCUCGCCGCUCUCACCCUGCAGCGUUACACCCGCAUGUUCUUUGUGAGGAAACGCUUCGUGGCCUUCCGCAACAAGAUCAUCCGGCUGCAGGCGCAGUGCCGAGGCUUCCUCACCAGGAAGAACUACGUGAAGAUGAGGAGUGUGGUCCGGUUCCGCUCCCUCGUCCACAUGUACGUCAACCGCAAGCAAUACAUCAAGAUGAAGUUCGAAGCCCAGAGGAAGGAGGACGAGGAGAGGAGGAAGAGAGAGAGGGAGCUGACCAAGAGGGAGGUGGUGAACGUCACACACCUGGUGAUCCCUGCAGAGCUGGGCGCUUUACUGCAGACAGCAGGAAUCAGGAGGGAGCUGCACUCAGACUGUCUGGCUCUGCUUCAGGCUCCUCACAUCCAGGAAGAGGCGCAGCUCACUCUGCCUCUGGACAUCAACAACUACCCGUUCUACCGCUACGUACAGAUCUACUUCAGGGAACCAAAGUUUGGGAUGUUGACGGUUCCUCUGGAGUCGCCUCUGACCCGUGUGGAGGAGGAUCUCAGAGGGGAGGCUGUGGAGCUCUUCAUCAUGGUGUUAAGAUUCAUGGGCGACCCUCAUCUGAACGGGGCGCAGGAAAACAUGUUCGGGAAUUACAUCAUCCAAAGGGGCCUGACGUCUCCAGGGUUACGGGAUGAGAUCAUCUCUCAGGUUGUCAACCAGGUGUGGAGGAACGUAAACCCUGACAACGCUGAGAGAGGCUGGCUGCUGCUGCUGGCGUGUGUCUGCAGCUUCACCCCGUCGCCCAGGAUGGACAAAUAUCUGCUGAAGUUUGUAUCAGACCACGCCCCUGCUGGUUGCCAGGCGCUGCUGCAACACAGACUCAUCCAAGCCAAUCAGAAGACACAAUUAGGCUCAGGCUCCACCCCCGAGACCGCAAGGACCUAUCCGCUGUCGCUGCUGGAGUGGACGGCCAACAGGAAGAGGGCUAACAUGGUGCUGCACGUGCACUGUUUUGACGGAGGGUCCUUCCUGUGUCCAGUCCAUUCCUGGACCAGCGGAGAGGAUUUAGCAGGAGACAUCCUGCGCCACAGGGGAGUGUCUGACUGGUGGAGGGGGAGUUCGGUUCUGAUGAAGGAGCGCGGCCAGUGGGUGGAGUUAGCGGGUCACGACUACGUGAUGGAUCUGAUCUCAGACCUGGAGCUUCCCACCGACUUCCCAAAGCAGAAGAGCUACUUCAUCAUCAGCACCGACGACCCGGGUCGAGUCCGAGCCAACGCCAGUCUAGCUUUGGUUGGCAGCGGCUUUGACUCUGAUGAGGAGCUGGGCCCGUCGUUCCCUCUGAGCGGCGGCGGCAGACCGGCCUACAGUCUUCCUGACUCUGACGGUUACUACAGUCAUGUAGAGUCCGAUGCGUUCAGUGACGGUCAGACUCAGAGAGGAAUGGAUCGCUACCUGGACAGUCUGUUUGACCCUGUGUUGUCAGACAGCAGCAUGGACAUGGAAAAGACUGGAAGUUUGUCAGCGCGGAUGAAGGGAGGAGGAGGUAUAGGCAUCACAGGGGGGGGAAGAGGAGAGGGGGAGAGUCAUGCAGCCCCCAGCCGGCCUUACCCACCAGGAAUACACCCAGGAGCUGUGCCGGUGCUGCCGGUAGCAGGAGGAAUGAUGCCGCCCAUCCCUGCCAUAGAUGCUGAUGUAGCGUCCCGUAUCGUCGCUGCCCCCGGUCUGCCAGGGGUGCCCUCGCUCCCGGCCACACCUGUAGUCUCAGGGAUGACAGGUGUACUAGGAUCGGAGCAGGCAGUACUGACUCAACAGCAGCAGGCCAUCAUCAACCAGCAAGCUAUCAUUCUGACCAAAGAGAGCGAGCAGUCGCCGUACAAGCCCCGCCCUGCCGCCGCCGAGCGGAAAAUGAGUAUGUUUAACAUGAAAGUGAAUCCUGGAGGUUUAGCUGUGUGUUGUUACACAGCUGCUCUUGGUCUGAUAGGAAGUUAUAUUCCAGGUCCGACACGCGGCCCCCCCCCUCCUGAGGACCCGGUCCGAUCCAGGGUGAAUAACACCGAGCGCAUGGAGCCCAGCCACGACAUCAAAGACAUCAUCAAACAGCACCAGCCUGCCACCACAACUACCUCUACUGGACCGGCCACACAGAAACGAGGUGAUGGAAAGGUUUUCACAAAGAAGUCAGACCCUCAUGAUGAAGCCAUGGAGAUCCUGAAAGACCAGAUGGCAAACCCACCACAACCGACUCAGAGGAAGCCUCAGUCUUCUCUACGUAAAGAGGAGGGAGGUGCUAAGGUUACCAAGACGACCAAGCCUCGUCCUGCAGGGCCAACUAGCUCCAACAUAGGCCCCGCCCCUCCGCCAGUCUCCAGAGAGUUGCCAGUAGAGGAGGAGAUCAUUCAGACUCAACUCCACAGCAGAACCAGCGAUGAACAUUUCACUUACUCCAACGUCCCCUGGAAGCUCUACAUGAGGAAAGAGGUUUUCUAUCCCAGAGAGACCUUCAACAAUCCUCUUAUUCUGGACCUGAUCUUCAGACAGGUCGUGCACGACACUUUCUCUGAGGCUUGCAUCCGCAUCAGUCAGGAGGAGCGCCAGAAGAUGAAAGCUCUCUUUGCCGAGAACAAGGUGGAUCAGGUUUCAGGAACGCACGAUGAGAACGUGAAGAAGAAAGUGGUCGCCAUGGCCCGAGACUCCUGGGAGAUCUACUUCUCCCGCCUCUUUCCAGCCUCUGGCAGUGUGGGGACAGGUGUGCAGGUGUUGUCUGUGUCUCAUAAAGGCAUCAAGCUGCUGAAGAUGGUGCGCAGCAGCUCGACUGCGUCAGACUACUUCAGAGUGCUGAGGCCUUACAGCUACUCGGACAUCCUGUUCGUGUCGAUUCCGUCUAAGAACAUGCUGGAGUUCAACCUGACCAACGAGAAGCUGAUCCUGUUCUCCGCCAAGGCUCCGCAGGUCAAACACAUGAUCGACCACUUCCUCACAGAGCUCAAGAAGGACUCAGAGUACAUGGUGGCGGUGAGGAACUACAUCACCGAGGACAGGACUCUGCUCAGCUUCCACAAAGGAGACAUCAUCAGACUGCAGCACAUGGACGGGCUGGAGGCUGGCAAAUACUACGGCUGCAUCGUGAGGAAGAAGGUGAUGCUCCUGGAGGAGCUGAGGAGAGACACUCCUGAGUUCGGCUGGCGGUUCGGGGCUGUGUAUGGAAAGUCAGGUGUGUUUCCCAGUGAGUACGUCCGUCCAGUGGCCGCUCCAGACUUCCUGGUUCUCCCCGCGGAGCGUGUGGAGCCUCGGGACAGACAGGGACGAGUCGCCGCCUCUGCCGCUGUUGCCGUAGCGAUGGGCUCAGCGGUGGCUGCCCACGAGCUUGACCUCUCCACAGAGGUGCGCACCAGGACGGUGGUGAACGAGAUGUACGGCGACGGUCUGAGCGUGGAGCUGGACGAUCUGCCUCUGCACGGCGGUCAGUACCACAUGGCUGAGUUUGCCAAGAAGUACUUCAGAGAGGCACAGAGGAACAGGAGGUCAGACACACACAAUCAGAAAGCCAAAAGGGGGAAGGAGGGCAGGGAUCCUUUUGACAUGGUCAAGUUCUCCAAGUCUCCGAUGCAGGAGUCUCUGAUCGACUUCUCAGACAGCGGGAUGAACAGAGUCGCCGCUGACAUCUUCUUAGCCACAAUGAAGUUCAUGGGAGACUUCCCCCUGAAAGGUCAGACUGAACAGGACCUGGUCACCACCAUACUGAAGUUAAGCGGCGACCACGGCCUGAUGAAGGACGAAGCGUACUGCCAGGUGAUGAAGCAGGUCACUGCCAACACCAGCUCCAAAUCGGACAGUUGUCAGAGAGGGUGGAGGCUGCUCUACAUCCUCACGGCUUUCCACCGCUGCUCUGACGUCAUGAAGCCGUUUCUGCUGAAGUUCCUGCAGGAGGCGUGCUCCAGCCCCGGGGUGCAGUACCAAGGUAUCGCCAAGGCGUGUGAGCAGAACCUGAGGAGAACCUUUCAGUACGGCGGACGUGUCCAGUUUCCCAACAGCAUGGAGCUCAAAGCUAUGCUGGCUGGGCGGAGCUCCAAGAGACAGCUGUUCCUGCUGCCAGGAGGCAUCGAAAGACACUUGAAAAUCAAGACGUGCUCUGUAGCUGUGGAUGUGAUCGAGGAGCUCUGCUAUGAGAUGGGACUACACAGGGUGGAGGCUUUGGAUGAAUACGCCAUCUUUCUGGUCACACACAGAGGUCAGAAUGUGCGUCCUCUGAACAAGCGUGAGUACAUCCUGGACAUCGCUACGGAGGCGGAGCCGGUGGACGCCAACUACAGUCUGUGGUUCAGGAGAGUCAUAUGGAGUCUGGCUCUCAAGCUCGACAAUGAACUCUACGUCACCAUGCACUACAACCAGGUGUUGCCAGACUACCUGAAGGCCUUGCUGAGCGUGGUUCCUCAGGGUAAAGCCAGCGAACAGCAUCUGCAGCAGAUCGCCAGACUGGCUGCCCUACAGCACCGUGCCAAGGACACCAUCUACCUGCCCACCCUUCGAGAGGUGCAGGAGUGUGUCCCUCCGCAGUUCUACAGCAAACAGGGUUCACAGCAUUGGCUGAACAUGACGACUCAACACAUGCAGCAGGUCCAGCCGUUGAACCCGCACCAGGCCCGAGCUCAGUUCCUUGGUCUGGUCAGUGCCUUCCCCAUGUUCGGCUCCUCCUUCUUCUACAUCCAGAGUUCGAGCUCCGCCUCCAUCCACGCCCCGUGUAUCCUGGCUGUAAAUCUGAACGGACUGCACUUUCUCAACAAGGAUACUCACGAGGCCAUGGUGCGUUUCCCUCUGAAGGAGGUCCAGUCAACUCGCACCCAGAGACCGACCUCAGGCUCCAGUUACCCGUACGUGGAGAUCAUGAUAGGAGACCUGCUCAACCAGCGAAUCACACAGCUGCAGCUGGAGCAGGGCCUGGAGCUGUGCCGAGUCAUUGCCAUGCACAUGGAGAACAUGUUGUCAGUCAGAGAAAAGAGACUCACGCUGCCACCGAGUGAAAUCACACUGCUAUAA